Messenger RNA from Lethenteron reissneri (Far Eastern brook lamprey), 2410 nucleotides. RefSeq lists its product as uncharacterized. Gene Ontology annotation, biological process: glycine biosynthetic process; L-threonine catabolic process. Lineage: Eukaryota; Metazoa; Chordata; Hyperoartia; Petromyzontiformes; Petromyzontidae. Gene Ontology annotation, cellular component: cytosol. The record is from RefSeq and is a predicted model, not a curated record. Gene Ontology annotation, molecular function: L-allo-threonine aldolase activity.
GUUGUUGGUGUUGUUGUUGUUGGUGGUGUUGUUGGUGGUGUUGUUGUUGUUGGUGAUGGAGGAGGAGGAGACCAUCGACCCGUGAUGUUCGCGCUCCAGGCCGUGCCGCUCCACGCCGCUGACCCGGCAGUGGCGGCGGCGUGGACGUGGAGCGAGCCCCAGGCCCUCUUCUUCUGGAGCCUCCUCUUCGUCAACCUCUUCGUGUUCUACUACGCGCUCUUCUUCCUCGAGUGCCUGUGCCUCAACAUCGGCAUGGACGCCUUCUUCCCCCCCACAGACGCGCACGACGCGCUGCUCGCCCUGGGAGUCGAUCUCGCCCCGGACUUCGACCUCGACUUUCUCGACUCCGACCACCUCCUCCAGUGAAGUGCCGGUGUCGUGGGGAAGGUGGUCCACGUCUCGCUCCCCGUGGGAGCUUCGACCAUGGCUGCUCGAGCCGUGCUGAUGAAGCUGCAAACGCCGAGGCCGAGACUUCUCCACCGGCCAUCGACCGGUUGGAGGCGGUGCGCUCGGCCUUGCCCCGCCGGACUUGGGUGGGGGAUUCCCGGCAGGGCGGCUAGGCAAGACCGAGGCUUCUCGGCGAGCUGCGGGGCCGUGGUGGACCUGCGCAGCGACACCGUCACGCGGCCCUGCGCAGCGAUGAGGCAGGCGAUGGCCGAGGCCAGGGUCGGGGACGAUGUCUACGGCGAGGAUCCCACGGUGAACGAGCUGCAGGGACUGGUGGCCGAGCUGCUGGGGAUGGAAGCCGCCCUCUUUGUGCCGUCCGGAACCAUGGGAAACCUCAUCGCCGUCAUGUGCCACUGCCCGGAGCGAGGGGACGAGAUGCUGCUUGGAGACAGGGCCCACAUUCACCUCUACGAGCAGGGAGCCAGCGCCCAGCUGGGCGGGGUGCACGCGCGCACGCUGGCCACGCGGCCCGACGGCACCUUUGACUUGGCCGAGCUGCGGAGCAAGGUGCGGCACGAGCACCCGGACGCGCACGUGCCGCGCUCACGGCUCCUGUGCCUCGAGUCGUCCCACAACGCGUGCGGAGGACGAGCCCUCCCUGUGGGUUUCCUGCGCGAGGUGCGGUCCCUGGCAGAUGAGCUCGGGCUCCGGGUUCACAUGGACGGAGCGAGGCUGCUGAAUGCCGCCGUGGCGCUGUCGGUGCCCCCCGCCGCCAUCGCUGGGCACUGCCACUCGGUCAGCCUGUGUCUCUCCAAGGGCCUGGGUGCCCCAGUGGGCUCGGUGCUGGCGGGCUCAUGCGAGUUGGUGGCACGGGCGCGACGCCUGCGCAAGGCACUGGGCGGGGGCAUGCGGCAGGCCGGGGUGGUGGCGGCCGCGGGGAUUGUGGCGCUCGACGGCUACGAGGAGACACUGCUCGCCGACCACCGCCACGCCAAGAUGUUCGCGCACGCCGUGGCGGAGCACGGCGCUGCUCUGUGCACGGCGUGGCCCGACAAGGUGGACACCAACAUCGUCAUGGUGACGGUGACGGAUCCCCGCGUCACGCCCGAGAUGCUGCGCCAGCAGCUGCUGGCAGGACACGCAGGCGGCAGCGGCACCGAGGAAGCGGACGCGGCCGUGCUGGUGGGCGUGUGGAGCGAGCGGGAGCUGCGGGCCGUGUUUCACCGCGACGUGUCGCACGCCGACACGCUGCUCGCCGCACACCGCUUCCGACUCGCCGCCGAUAGCCUGCGCGCCGAGCUGGGAUGCUGAGCCCCCCCCACCCCCCAUUGUGAAAGUGGUUGGGGCUCGGUGUCCUGGCACCUGGGGUUCCACCACGCCCAGUGCGUGUCGCCCCCGUGUGAGUAGGUGCUGCUAAUUUCGUCAAGCGUUGUGAUUAUGCCUUGACUUGGAGCAUUAUGGAUAGUGAAAUUAAUAAUUUAAUACACUUGCCUCUGAUUUUAUACAGUGUUAUUAUUUGCGAUGGACAGGGUCCCAUCGUGUAGAUGGAGUGCUCAUGCCGAUAACAUCUGGAAACCCGGCAGCAUUUUGUUUAGAGAAUCUCAGUCUGCCGAUGAGACCAAUAAGCGCAUGCUGCUGUUCAGCUUCUGUUUGGAAGUUUGGUCGGCUGAUGGACUAAAAACUACUUGAUUUUCACGUGGAGAGACAAGUCCAUUUUAGUAUUAAAAAUUUGCUUUUGCUUGCUGUGGCAUAGACGGGGAUGGCCACGCAAAUUGGUCACAGUUUCUGCUUGUGCCGUGCACACGGCUGGCAGCUGCGUGCCCAUGGUGAGUGGUCAGUAGCACGGCACGCAUGCGUCACUGCAUACGUGCACCGUGCGUCACGGCACGCGAGUCGUCCCCCAAUUGAGACUGGCUGUUGCAAUUCAGGUUUGUUAAAUAAUGCUGUCUUCCCCCAUCCGGUUUUUCUGUCAUUUAAAGCAUUGUUACGGGCCUAUGUUAUUUAAUAAAAUCGCAAAAAUAUA